This is a messenger RNA of Medicago truncatula (barrel medic), 1074 nucleotides long. RefSeq lists its product as uncharacterized. The coding region runs from base 118 to 630 and encodes 170 amino acids. Lineage: Eukaryota; Viridiplantae; Streptophyta; Magnoliopsida; Fabales; Fabaceae. The transcript is spliced from 2 exons. The record is from RefSeq and is a predicted model, not a curated record.
AAAAAACAAUAACAAAUUUACUAGAUUCACUUGCCCUUUGGAGUAAUUCAGGAAAGGGAAAGGAGAGGAUUUUCAUCUCUCCAAACUCACUCUCUCUCUCUCUCUCUCUCUCUCUCAAUGGCUAUGGCUAGUGGUGUUUCAAAUUCUCCAUCGAAUUUCCAUCUUCUUCUUCUUCUUCUUCUCGUUCUUAGCGUUUCAUGGUUAUGCACCUUCGCAAACGGUUCAAAUUCAACAACCAUAUACGAUGAAUUAAGGGCAAAGGGUCUUCCCGUAGGGCUUUUACCAAAGGGAAUAACGAGGUAUGAGAUCAAUGGAACCAGUGGUGAAUUCCAGGUAUGGAUGAAAGAACCAUGUAAUGCAAGGUUUGAAAACGAGGUUCACUAUGAUCCUAAUAUUAAGGGUACCCUUGGUUAUGGCAAGAUCAAAGGAUUAUCUGGUAUGACUGCUCAGGAACUGUUCUUAUGGUUUCCUGUUAAGGGCAUUCGUGUUGAUCUACCUAGCUCUGGUCUUAUUCACUUUGAUGUUGGUGUUGCUGAUAAACAAUUCUCUUUGUCUCUCUUUGAAGAUCCCCCUGAUUGCAACCCUGAGGUUGAUGCUGAUAGUGAUGAUGUGCUGAGGGCCGUUUGGUAGAAGAUAAGCAUGUUGCUGCAUUUCAGGAUUAUAGAUCAAAUAGAUCAAUCAUCUUAGCUGUGCCUGUGGUUGGUCUUGUGAUAUUGUUUCUGUACAGUCAGUCUUUUUCUUUUUCUGCUUGGAUUGGAAUCAAUCUCUCCUCUGUCAAGGGACAAAGGAUGACAAUUUUGGUGGUCAGCUACCUUGGCCUAUGGUUUUGGCAAAAUCUGUGCUAGUCAGGAAUGUUGGAUAUGGUUUGAUUUUGCUAAAAGUGUUCUAUAUAAUAAGGUUUUCUUAUCUUUUUUUGGUAUUUUUAUUUUUGCGCACAAGUUUUUCAGGUUUGUUUUAUGUAGACUCAACUAUUUUAAUAAAAUAGCAUAAUGUGUUGGUAGUUCUUGUACUGUGACUAAUUUGAUUUGAUUCCCUAUGCCUACAUUUAUAUUGCGAGUACCCAUUGUUCUUUUA